AAAUACACGCCAGUGUGUACAGUCACGGCGAACGUCAGGUGCACAUUCUACUGGACCACCUCGAGAUCUGUGGCCACGCUAGAUGAUAAACAAUCAGCGACAGUAGGUGAUAACUGGUAUCUGUAUGACCUUAUCAUACCACGUACUGUAUGCAUUGUUUGAUUACUACCUGAUGUGGAUAAUAGCACAAUGCGAACUGGGUGUAUUCCGGGUCGUAAUCUCUGGACAAAACAGCACUAAUACGUAGAUAUCCACUGACGAAGGCAGUGGUCAUUUGAUGUCCGGCGCAGUUGAAGUGAGUUCACAAUAUGAGGUUCUCAGUCCUGCUGGUGUGUGCCUUUUUAGUGUAUGUGGGUGCCGACUAUUCGCAAUACAGGGAUUUUCUCCAGAAGCAGAGUAAUAACCAAACCUUCCUCCGACAGUAUGAUGCCCACUUGAGAUCUUGGGCCAGCGGGCAGUCGGUUCCAGCUGUCAGACAGGAGUUCCCGUGCGAGAUACUCGAACCACUGCCCCCAGCCACAUCAGUGAACGAAUUGACACCGGCUGAUAUCAAGGUGGUAGCUGCUUUCGGGGAUUCUAUUACUGCUGGGACUGGAAUAGAUGCUGCCACACCUAUAGGUCUACUGACACAGUGGCGAGGGCUGUCAUGGAGUGUGGGCGGCGACGGCACCUUUGAAGAUGUGAUUACAAUCCCGAACAUCAUUAAGAAAUACAACCCGAAUGUGAAAGGCUUCUCUGUGGGGACAGGAGGAGUCGAUAGCAGAAAUGCCAACCUCAACUUGGCUGUUCCGGGUGCUAAAUCUGAUGAAAUGAAGGAACAGGCCGAAGCAUUGGUAGAACGUAUGAAGGUUGAGCCUGGAGUAGACAUAGAGAAUGAUUGGAAAAUCAUCACUCUGUUCGUCGGCGGAAACGAUUUAUGCAGCUACUGCGAAGACAAGACGAAGUACGCUCCCGAGCAGUACGUCGACAACAUCAAGCAAGCUCUGGACGUUCUAUACCAGCACGUACCAAAAGCUUUGGUAAAUGUCGUUCCCGUCCUCAACAUCGCCAUCGUCAAGGAACUUAACCAAAACCUUGUAUGUGACACUAUACACUUGGUUCUAUGUAAGUGUGCAGCCUACCCGUCUAACAGCGAGGAGGAAACCGAAAUGAAGUUGGCGGUGGAGGCCUACCAAAAACAGCUCACGGACCUCAUCUCCUCCGGCCAGUUCGAGAAGGACGACUUCGCGAUAAUCAUACAACCCUUUUUCACCAAGACUGAGCUGCCACAGAAGGAAGGGGGUGGUCCCGACUUAGCAUAUUUUGCUCCCGAUUGUUUCCAUCUGAGUCGGAGCGGCCACCAAUCUGCUGCUACAGCCCUUUGGAACAAUAUGUUCGAAUUUGUCGGCGAAAAAGAUGACGCCUGGGAACCCGGGGAGGAAGUCAAUUGUCCAACUAAGGAAAACCGAUAUUUUGUUACAUACCAGAAUAGCAUUUCUAAGAAAGGCUUUGGAGAGACAAACAAUCAAGUUCAAAGUGACGAAAAUCAGCCAAGCUCACCCUCGGACACUUCUAUUUCCACAAGUGGUCUCAUCAUUGGUGCAUGCGUGUGCGCUUUGGUCGCUUUCGCCGCCGUGGCAGUGAUACUGUACAAGAGACGUAACAAACACACGGAGAAACAUCACCUCCUCGACCAGGAAGUCAACAUGUCCUAUACGCAAAUAUAAUAAUUGGCUAGUUUUACAA
Mizuhopecten yessoensis (Yesso scallop) is the source of this 1725-nucleotide messenger RNA. Its product is annotated as phospholipase B1, membrane-associated-like. The transcript is spliced from 13 exons. The record is from RefSeq and is a predicted model, not a curated record. NCBI's taxonomy places the organism in Eukaryota, Metazoa, Mollusca, Bivalvia, Pectinida, Pectinidae. Gene Ontology annotation, biological process: phospholipid metabolic process. Gene Ontology annotation, molecular function: glycerophospholipase activity. Bases 309 to 1706 code for a protein of 465 amino acids.